CCAAUUCCAUCGGCAUCUCCUCUCUCUCUCUCUCUCUCUCCCUCUACCCUCGUCGCUGUUCUUUGCUCUUCAACAUCUUUUUCCCGAAACCAGCUAAAAAGUUUAAAUUUAAAAAAAAAACCCUAAUUUGAAAGAUCAAAUGGGGACAUUGGGGAAAGCGAUCUACACCGUUGGAUUCUGGAUUCGAGAGACGGGACAGGCCAUCGAUCGCCUCGGAUCUCGCCUCCAGGGCAACUACUAUUUCCAAGAGCAACUGUCAAGGCACCGUACGCUGAUGAACAUAUUUGACAAAGCACCCAGUGUCCAUAAAGAAGCAUUUAUUGCCCCAAGUGCAUCUGUAAUUGGAGAUGUUCAAGUGGGUCAAGGAUCUUCUGUUUGGUACGGAUGUGUUUUGAGAGGUGAUGUGAAUAACAUUCGGGUUGGAUGUGGAACUAAUAUACAAGAUAACUCUCUUGUGCAUGUUGCAAAAUCCAAUCUAGCUGGGAAGGUCUUGCCAACUAUCAUCGGAGAUAAUGUUACAGUGGGUCACAGUGCUGUUUUGCACGGAUGCACUGUUGAGGAUGAGGCUUUCGUUGGUAUGGGUGCAACCCUGCUUGAUGGGGUGGUGGUGGAAAAGCAUGGCAUGGUUGCUGCUGGUUCUCUUGUGAGGCAGAACACAAGGAUCCCAUCUGGGGAGGUGUGGGCGGGAAAUCCAGCAAAGUUCUUGAGGAAGUUAACUGAGGAAGAGAUAGCUUUCAUUUCCCAGUCAGCAAUCAACUACACCAACCUGGCCCAAGUACAUGCUGCUGAGAAUGCGAAGUCUUUCGAUGAGAUUGAAUUUGAGAAGGUUUUACGCAAGAAAUUCGCUCAUAAAGAUGAAGAAUAUGAUUCGAUGCUUGGUGUGGUUCGUGAAGUUCCACCAGAACUCAUUCUUCCUGAUAAUAUUCUACAGAACAAGCCUCCCAAGCCAUCUCAAUGAGUUUUAGCUCUCAGAGAUUGUGGGCUUUUGUUGUUGGACAAAUGUUGUAGGAUGUUAUGAGAUUGGGAUGUUGAACUGAGUUUGACAGGUUCUUUUUGUUACCGCUAUCUUCCCAAUAAUUUUUGGGUCGAGUUCUUGCCUAGGAUCGGCCAAUGUACUUCUUGUACUAGCAUUAUUUUCUGUUUCCAUCUGCAA
Molecule: messenger RNA, 1153 nt
Organism: Asparagus officinalis (garden asparagus)
Lineage: Eukaryota; Viridiplantae; Streptophyta; Magnoliopsida; Asparagales; Asparagaceae
Product: gamma carbonic anhydrase 1, mitochondrial-like
Exons: 5
Coding region: 140-958 (272 amino acids)
Source: RefSeq, a predicted model, not a curated record